AUGAAGAGUUUAACAAUUGAGAAUAUGCAGGAUAAUCAGAGUGUUCGUAUUGCAUAUUAUCGCCUACAUCCAGGGCGUAACAGGUUUUGUUGCCAUGGUCGUGGAGUAUAUUCUCGUGACAUGUGUAUAUUUACUGUCAGUUUACUUUUGAUUAUUGGCGUUACAAUACUGUUUUUUGCAUUCGAAUGUCGCCUUCUAACUCCACUACUAACUCCGGCUGUGCCUAUUUUGGCAGCAGUUCAAUUCGUGUAUGUGGUCAUUACAUUUCUUCGCUCAGCAUUCACAGAUCCAGGAAUUAUACCACGAGCUACACGUCCUGAGAUGGAGUGGACUGAAAUGUCAAUUGCUUCUGGAGAUAUAGCCGUAAAUGAUGUAAAUAAUCAAAAUGAUCGUGAUAUGAAUACAGUUCGAACUUAUCCACCCGGUGCAAGAACACGUCAAAUACUUAUUGGGGAUCAUCUAGUCAAAAUUAAUUAUUGUCAUAGUUGUCGAUUUUUUCGUCCUCCUCGAGCAUCACAUUGCUCUUCGUGUGAUAAUUGUGUUGUAUACAAAAAAUAUGAAGAUAUUGUAGUGGCUAUCAAGAUUUCACCUGCUUCAUAUCCUUUUCGCAUCAGAUGCACUUUUUCUGUUAUUUGAAAAAAUAAUGUUUAUCUCACAUUGUAUGUCACGUUCAUAUGUUUGUCUAUCUGUGUGUUUGUGUUUGUGUGUGUGCCUAUAUGUGUAUUUUAAAACGCCCCAUGUACAAUUCUCAUAUACACAACAUAGUGUGAUAUAAUUUGUGUUCAUGUGAAAGACGCUUAAUGAAAUAAUAAAAAAAGUCGUUUUCGAGUUCAAUUUUACGAAGGAGAAAUGCGUGCCUCACACUGGUCUAGGUGCUCGUUUGUCAAUCAACUGGGCGAGGGGUGGAGUGCCGGUCACAGAUUCAUCAUUAUAAAGAUUUCAAGAAGUAUUUUAUUCUUGUGUAUUGUUCAAUAAUUCUAUGUUCUUAGAUGCUUGGUGGUGGCAACUGGCCGUAGGAAGCCUUCCACUCAGGUUUCGUGCUUGUUUAUGGUCCUCACCAGUCAGAAAUUACCUUGAAGGAACUCAUCUCGCUUCUGAGAUUCGAACCCGUAUCAUCUAGUGCUGUAGUCAGAGACGUUACCACUGAGGUUUUCAGGCUUUCGAUUGACCUCCAUUCAGACAGUAUGAAAUACUUUUAUUGGAGACUAACUGGUGCCAUGCAUCUAAUCUUUUGUUUGGUGUUUAGGUAACGUCUCUGGCUGCGGCACUGGGUGAGGUGAGUUGCAACACCUAAGGAACAUAAGUUCCUUAAAGACUGAAGUUGAGUCUUACUGAUUGUUGAGUGCCAGAAAACAUGGAACAUAGGUUUGACAUGGCUUACUGCCGAUUUCUUCCAUCCAUCAGUGGUGUACCGCCAGGUGAGAGAUCCAACUGAGAGAGAGCUAAAUUAGUUGGAACCACCCGAAUUUCACUUACCGAACAGAAAUGUCUAUGAAUUUCCUGGAUGCUCUCAACUUGUUAUACUACACUCAUAAAGUAUUGUAAGUUUCGAUAUGUUUUGAGAAUUGUAGAACUCAUCUAUUGCUUUCAAGAGUAGUUAGUUUGUAGGGGUUCUUAUUUGUUUUAAGUUGAUUGACGAGCUGAUAUCAGUCAGAGAACCGUUGGAAAGCCAGUAAGGAGUACUGGACAGUUGUUUUGUACUAGUUUGGGACUUUCCGGCAGUACGCACACACACACACCAUCCAGAGUUUGAAUCCACGACUCUCCAGCUAGGAGGUGAACAGGAGCUGUAGUGACCAAUGGGGUCCAGCAUGUCGCCGAUGACACUAGCUAGUGAUCGUGCUAAAAUCAUCAACUGGUAGAAAGUUAGACUCCUUAGGAAAUUCGAUUGGGUCACAUUGACUGAAUGUUCUAUAAGUUGACCUUAUGACCUGGUUGCUUUGGGUUUUGAACUCUGGGGGGGGGGCUGCUACCGUCGAAGAAUUGCAGACUAGGACGAAAAAGCUGUCUAUUAUAUUUCCUGUUAGUUUUCAAUGGUUCUCUAACUGAUGUCUGUUCGUGAUCAAGCUUACCACCUAUUGUUUGUUGGCUACACAGAAUGACGUAUGUCGUUCACUAGAUCAACAAAAUCCAUUCUCUGAACAGUUGGUAUUUAUGAAAAAAUAAAUAAAUAGAUUGCACUGAGGAUUUCAUCAUGAGCUGACAUCAGUUAGAGAACCACUAGAAAACCUGCACAGAGUCCUGGACAGCUAUUUCGUCCUAGUUUAGGACUCUUCAUCAGUAUACACCCACCGGGGUUCGAACCCAGGACAAGACGAGCUCGUAGACCAUUGAGUCAUUGGGACCUGAUCCAGUGGUUCUCUAAUCGAUGUUAGCUCAUGAAGAAAUUCUCCAUCCAAUCAAACAAAAUCCUUACAAAACCAAUAAAUACUUGAAAAUAAAUAGAUGUUUAUUGGUAUAAGGAUAAAACUUGCCCACUGUGGUAGAGGGUAUAACUCCAUUAUGGAUAAAAUUUUAUUUUGAUAAAAUCACACACACAGUGUUGUUGUACAGUGAUACUUACUGGUGCGACCACGUUUCGAGCACAAUUUAUCAUUGCCACUCAUAAUCAUAUCAAGGUACUACUCACACAUAACUUUCUUGCCUCAUACAUGAGUAGAAAUUGAUGAUCAGACAUUUGAAUAAAAUCAAUAUUAGAUAAAGUACAUUCGGAAAUAGCAAUAUUAGUGUUAUCAAUAAAAUACAAUAAGAUGGGAAAUAAGAUGUUUUCAUCGUAAAAUAAAUAAGUAACUUGUUAGAAUGUUAUAAUGUGAAUUGAUGGAAUACAUUUUAACAUUAUUUAUUAUCCUUCUCUGAUUUGACUAGUGGUACUAGUGUCUUCCAUAUCUCUGGUUAUUUGCGUUGAGUCAUUUCUGUUGCAUGUGCUGGGUGUGCACACUCGAUGAACCAGGAUUCAGUAAUCAAUCUCUGUCUCUAUCUCCACCUACCUUUUUGAAAUUUUGACUCCGUCCCACCCACCCUAUUGUGUGGUUGUGUGUUAAUGCAUGCAGUGCUAUAGCUGAGUAUUUUUCUAAAUUACUUAUCUUCGUGCAGUCAAUCAUUCUAACCCUAGCUAAAUUCUUAUGCUCUGAUAAUCUUACUACUCCUGAUCCACUACUAAUUUGUCCUAUGUAGUUGACCUAACUCACAGUCAUUUCAAGGUAUCCUGUUAAUUAUAUUGUUUUGUUUGAAUGAGUCAACCUACCGGAUCCUUUAGCCUACAGAGCUUUUCUUGCCUGAGUGAGUUUCUAGGAGGGUUUGAAUGCUACCCUAGUUCCUGCAUUGUUGAGAAUCCUACAUAGGGAGGGUUUCAGAUGUCCCUUACUUAUAUGGUAUAACUGUGGAUACCUUAUAUAUUCUCUCUUAUUUAUGUUAUCAUUAUUAGUAUUGAUAACACUU
Molecule: messenger RNA, 3438 nt
Organism: Trichobilharzia regenti
Lineage: Eukaryota; Metazoa; Platyhelminthes; Trematoda; Strigeidida; Schistosomatidae
Source: the annotation of a GenBank genome assembly